UAAAGACUAGGCCCUAAUUUAAUAAUUUUGCCUGACGUCUAUCUCUGUUUAAUUCUUUUAAAAUGCGCAUUAUUACGCUUACGGCGUGUUUUACGUGUAUUUGUUUAACUUAUGUUGAGCCUCAGCUUGUCGUAAAUGCAAGAAAUAAGGGUGGGGAAACAAUAGUAGAGACAAUCGUUUCUAACACAACAGAUGACACAGUGAUCGUAGAAUUUCUGAGCUCUGAUGGCUCUUUUGUUACACAGUUUAUUGACUUUAAAUCUGAGGUUCAAAUUUUUAGAAUACUUGUGCUAGGUGAAGAAGAAUUAGGACAGACAACACCUCAGGUAUUUUGCUUCAUAACUCGUUUCAUGAGGAAUGACUUCAUCUCAUCUGAUGCGAUGUCUAAAUUAAGACAGAAAAAUCCAACAGCCAUCAGGACACCUGAAGAAGAAAAAGAAAUGAUAACUCACAACCUUGACCUCACAGUCAACCUGAACAAGGCAGAGGUCAUCAGCCCCUAUGUGUUCAACAUCUGCAGCGAGGCCAAGGAUCGGACUUUCACAGAAGAGGCGGACAUCAAAACCAUUUCAAAGUCCUUGGGAAAAGAUUACAUAACGUUGAUAUCAGCCACAUCAGAGCUGUCCCCUAGCAAGUACAGCCUGUGUCGUGACACAUCUGACCCGAGCAAACCUUGCACGUGCGAGCUGCGGACAUGCAUUGGCUGGUACCCCUGUGGAUUAAAAUACUGCCAUGGCACUGACCUAAGUGGGCGAGUGGUCAGCUACAGGUGUGGGAUCAAGACCUGCAAAAGAUGUCUGGCAUUUGUGUAUGUUGUGAAUUCCAAGUUAAAAUGCUUGUGGGAUAUGUAGUUGUUCAUCCCAGAUAUGAUGUUGAAGUUUAUAUGAUAGUCAGUUUCAAAAUGACUUCUUUGAAAAUGUAUCAGUGUUACCUGUAUAUUGUAAUACAAGCUGUGAAACAGAGAAAAUGUAUGUCCCCUUAUAGGAGGAGCUUGUAUUUUGGACAAUCUUUCAUAAGUCCACCACAACCAUAUGCCCGUAUACUAGUCAUACAUCCAAUAUGGAAAAGCAUUACAUGUUGGGAAAAAACACUGACACUACAAGGCAUAGUAUUUCUUAUUGUUUAUUACAAAUUAAUAAUUGUAUUAAGUUUGAACCAAAAAAAAAAGUAUAGUUAUUCUCUGCAGACUUGAAUGUCAAAAGGGCAGAUAGAGUUCAUUUUGAGGGAGUAGAAGUAAAAAUAACAUAACCUUCUCUAGAAAAGAGUAUUACUGUUAGUUCAUUUUAUUGGAACUCAUGUGUAUAUUUACCUGAUUAAUGUAAUGUUUAUUCACACAUUAAUAUCUCACCUUACUUUAUAAUCACUUUCAUCACGUCAUGACCAUUUAGUUUUUAGAAAUUUAAUUUGCAUGUAUCAUGCAAGAGUGACAUUUCAGCUUUUUAUUUUUAAUCAAAAUUGUGUUUAAAAAUACUUGAUCACUUUUUUAAAGCCCACAGUUAACACCUUUUUUACAAGUCAAAUUUGACUGGCCUUUUGCUAUGUUAAGAUAAUGGUUUUUGUAUUUUUCUAUAAACACUUUUCUUAAUGUUAUCAACUGAGGUUUACACACUGACAGAUCACUACAAUUGUAAGGUCAGAGAGUGAAUAAUAUCUACACAAGUCUUCACUCAGCUACUGUACACUACCAUAAAUAUAAUGUUAACUAUAAAUGUGACCCACCCUCCCCUGGACAAAAUGAGCUACUUAGCAUUCGAAGCUACUUGAAGAGAGUUAAAAUAUGGAGUAAUCAAUUUUGGAAAUGUAGCUGCUUCUAUUUAUUUAAAAUUAUGUGCACAGUCUUGUAGUGGACGUUCUUUAAAACAUAAUUUAGUUAAUAUUAUAUUCUUUUAUGAAAGAAGAAAAAUGUAUAUGAUAGUAUAAAUGUGCCAGAUAUUAAAGUAAACAUUUCUUUAGAACUGUCAGUACUAGUACUCAGGCCUGUUGGUCAGAUUUCUAUACAAAUCACCACUUAGCAUUAAAAAUGUUUUGAGACAGUAAAAUGGGAAACUCAAGAAAUCAACCACAACAAAGAAUUAAAGUAUUCUAUUGACACUGUUUUGAAUGGUAUUUUAGUGCAAGAGUAUGUGUGUUGUGGAAUGAUUGAUAUUAAAAAAAGAUCCUGAAUGUGACGGGCACGUAAGAAUGUGACAUGAGUAGGAUUUUGUGUUAGGAAAAAUAGUUUGAGAUUAGCCUCGUCCUGUCGUAUUAGGGUGUAGAAGUGUUCAUCUGUCAUCAUGAAUAUAGUCUUCUGUUUUAAAUGUGAAAGUGGUCAGUGAUUUAUAUUGGAUCGUCAUUGUCUUUGCACUUUGUCCUUCAAGCUUUGACCCUGUCCAAAUCUCGCAUCACAACAGACACAAUGAUUUAUUUAUGUAUUUUUGUAAGUCUGUGUAUGUAAUCUUACGGUAUGUAAUGUUUUUAAAUCUUACCUUUUUUUUACUCAUAAAAGAGCUGUAAAUAUAAAUGGAUAUUAAAAGUAAAUUAUUAUG
This is a messenger RNA of Physella acuta, 2525 nucleotides long. Its product is annotated as out at first protein-like. NCBI's taxonomy places the organism in Eukaryota, Metazoa, Mollusca, Gastropoda, Physidae. The record is from RefSeq and is a predicted model, not a curated record.